Molecule: messenger RNA, 2229 nt
Organism: Drechmeria coniospora
Lineage: Eukaryota; Fungi; Ascomycota; Sordariomycetes; Hypocreales; Ophiocordycipitaceae
Product: putative dolichyl-phosphate-mannose--protein mannosyltransferase
Exons: 5
Coding region: 1-2229 (742 amino acids)
Biological process (GO): protein O-linked glycosylation via mannose
Cellular component (GO): endoplasmic reticulum; membrane
Molecular function (GO): dolichyl-phosphate-mannose-protein mannosyltransferase activity
Source: RefSeq, a predicted model, not a curated record
AUGGCUGGCGACAAAGCCGCCGCCUCGGGCGUCGAAGUCGGCAACGGGAUCAGGCACCGACCCGUUGCCGGGCCGCACACGUCCCCGAGCACCGAAUCAACCCAGCCGGAAGACAACAAGAAGCUCGUCAAGAAGGAAGCAUCCUUGAUCGAGUCCGUGGUCGAGUGGGAGCACAUUUUCGCCCCCAUCCUCUUCACCGUCCUCGCUUUCGCCACCCGGCUGUGGAAAAUUGGCAUCAGCAACGUCGUGACCUGGGACGAGGCCCACUUUGGCAAGUUCGGAAGCCACUACAUCAAGCGUGAAUACUACUUCGAUGUCCAUCCCCCGCUGGGCAAGAUGCUCGUCGGCCUGUCCGGGGUUCUGGCCGGCUACAACGGCACGUUCGAUUUCAAAUCUGGCGAAAAGUAUCCCGAGGAAAUCGACUACACCUUCAUGCGUGCCUUCAACGCCUGCUUCGGCGCCCUGUGCAUCCCGAUGGCCUACUACACUGCUCGUGCCCUCAACUUCCGCCGACCGACGGUAUGGCUCAUCACGCUCAUGGUGCUCUGCGAGAAUUCCUACACAACCAUCAGCCGCUUCAUUCUCUUGGAUUCGAUGCUGCUCUGCGGCACCGUCGGCACCGUGCUUUGCUGGGCCAAGUUCCACAGCCAUCGCCGCAACAGCUUCGAGCCGGAGUGGUUCUUCUGGCUUUUCAUGACGGGCGUAUGCAUCGGCUGCGUCUGCAGCGUCAAGCUCGUCGGCCUCUUCGUCACCGCCAUGGUCGGUGUCUACACCAUCGAGGACCUGUGGACCAAGUUUGGCGACACGAAAAUGCCUGUCACGGAACUUUGCGCCCACCUCGUCAGUCGUGUCGUCGGUCUCAUCGUCGUUCCCUUCCUCAUCUACCUCCUGUCCUUUGCCCUCCACUUCGCCAUCCUCAGCAACUCCGGCCCCGGCGAUGCGCAGAUGAGCUCUCUGUUCCAGGCAAACCUGAACGGCACCGACGUCGGCAUGGAUGCCCCCCUCGAAAUCGCCAUGGGUUCGCGCGUGACGCUCAAGAACAUGGGAUACGGCGGUGGCCUGCUCCACUCGCACGUCCAGACCUACCCGGAGGGCUCGCAUCAGCAGCAGGUUACUUGCUACCACCACAAGGAUGCCAACAACGACUGGUUCUUCAUCCCCAUCCGUACCGAUCCGCCUUACAUCCACGAGUCCGACGAUCCACCCCGCUUUCUCGCCGACGGCACCAUCACUCGCCUCAUCCACACACAGACGGGACGAAACCUGCACUCGCACGACAUCGCCGCGCCCGUCACCAAGAGCGACAAGGAGGUCUCGAGCUACGGAAACAUGACCAUCGGCGACGACAAGGACAACUGGAAGAUCGAGGUCAUCAGCGAUGUCGCGUCCCGGAACCGCAACAGGAUUCGCACAUUGACCACGGCCUUCCGCCUGCGCCACACCCAACUCGGCUGCUACCUUCGCGCCGGCAACAAGAACUUGCCUCAGUGGGGCUUCCGGCAGAUUGAGGUUACCUGCACGAUGGAUCAGAACCCUCGCGACACCUACACGCAUUGGAACGUCGAAUCCCACUGGAACGAUAAGCUGCCCGCGGGUAACCCCGGCGUGUACAAGUCGCCGUUCUUCCACGACUUCAUCCAUCUCAACGUGGCCAUGAUGACGUCGAACAACGCCUUGGUUCCCGACCCCGACAAGCAGGACGACCUGGCUUCCAAAUGGUGGCAGUGGCCCUUCCUGCACGUCGGCCUCCGCAUGUGCGCCUGGGACGAGCACACGAUCAAGUACUACCUCCUCGGUAACCCGUCCAUCUACUGGGGCACCACGGCCGCCCUCGGCGUCGUGGGACUCGUCAUUGCCUGCUACCUGGUGCGGUGGCAGCGCGGCUUCACCGACCUGAGCGAGGAGGAGCUGGACCAGAUUCACUUCUCGGGCAUCUAUCCCGUCAUCGGAUGGUUCCUGCACUACCUUCCCUUUGUCAUCAUGGCUCGCGUCACCUACGUCCAUCACUACUAUCCGGCCCUGUACUUUGCCAUCCUCGCCUUUGGCUUCCUCGUCGAUUGGUUUUCGAGGAACCGCAACGCGACGGUCCAAGCCGCCGUGUACGGCACCCUGUACACGCUCGUCAUCGGCCUCUACAUUCUUUUCAUCCCCAUCAGCUGGGGCAUGACGGGCUCGAACAAGGAAUACAGCUACCUGAUGUGGUUCAAGAACUGGAACAUCAGCGACUAA